Wallemia mellicola CBS 633.66 is the source of this 1757-nucleotide messenger RNA. RefSeq names its product TAFII28-domain-containing protein. Gene Ontology annotation, biological process: RNA polymerase II preinitiation complex assembly; transcription initiation at RNA polymerase II promoter. Lineage: Eukaryota; Fungi; Basidiomycota; Wallemiomycetes; Wallemiales; Wallemiaceae. Gene Ontology annotation, cellular component: transcription factor TFIID complex; nucleus. Gene Ontology annotation, molecular function: transcription coactivator activity; protein heterodimerization activity. The record is from RefSeq and is a predicted model, not a curated record. The coding region runs from base 22 to 627 and encodes 201 amino acids. The transcript has 4 exons.
GAACGUCCAAGACGAAAAUUAAUGCAGCAGCAAAAAAGACCGAGAUCUUCAACACCAGGAGAGUUGAGCUUUCCUGGCACGCCACAGACUGUCGCUUCUCCGGAAUCUAAGAAAGGUAGAGGCAGACCACGCAAGACUGAUAAGGAUAAGAAGGGCUCUCUAUCACCAACGCUACCACAGAAUGAACUAGAACCUGCACAGCCACAGCAGCAGCAGAAGAAGCCAGAGGAGGACGAUGACGACGAGAUUGAGGAUGAUUGGAUGGAGGAUGACGAUUUCGAGCGUGAGAGAGUGCAGUCUAAGAAAGCGAAAGAGGAUUUAGGUGUUCUCCUCCAGCAUUUCUCAUCUGAACAAUUACAGAGAUACGAAGUCUACAGAAGAGCAGCAUUGAACAAGAACACGAUACGAAAGCUAUGUAACCAAACGUUGAAUCAGAGCGUGUCCCAGAAUGUAUCAAUCAUUGUGUCUGGUUUCUCAAAAGUAUUCGUUGGUGAGAUUGUCGAGAAAGCUCGCGAAGUACAGGAAGCUUGGGGUCAAUCCGGUCCAUUAUCAGCAGAUCAAAUACGAGAAGCUCAUAGACUGUAUCAGAAAGACAAAGGCGCCUAUCGUAAGCCAUUCGUGAGAUGAACCAAAAUGUAUUAUCUGUAAAUAUCCAUAAAUUAUAAAAGUACAACAUCAAUAAGUUAUCUAUAUGCGAAUUAUUAGUCUAGGAAUGCGUAAAAGCUUUCUCGUUUGUCAUUAUAGGUGAUGUACUAGCAUAAGAGCUUAUGAAACUCCUCCUCUUAUCAACUUGCUUAUUUGAUAGCAUGGAAACGACAUAUAUAGACACCAAUGGUGCUUGUACCAUAUUGAGAACGAAACCAAAAACACCUUUUAAUCCUUCUGACCACCAAGUGUGCGCUACAUUAUCCCUUCCACCAAUCAGUGGUGCCAUAAUCGCGAUAGAAAUUGGGAAGAUAAACAUGAAUAUGAUAACUGAGGAAACCAACCCUGAAAUGAUAGUGCAAAUCAAUGCAGAUGGUGAUGUAAUCAGCGACUUAAUGAGCCCGAUUGAUGGUAGCUUCUGCGAGCGGCGCGUGCCGGGCGGAAUAGGGAUGUGAGGUAGGAGAAAUACUCUAGGAAAUGGGAUACGCUCUAUAAAGUUUGACGGAAUAUUAAACGCGUGCCAAGGUACUCGUCUUUGGGCGUAAUAAUCCAAUGUGAGUGUAAUGCUCGUGAAUAAGUACGUCAGAGUACCCUGAAUAAAUAUUGUAACUGCCAAAUCACCACUCAAUGGACAUGGAAAAUACCACCACGAUAUUUGCUCCUGAUCUGUUGCAAUGUUAGUCAGUUUCUCCGACUGCCACAGGGUAAACUUGCCUUUAUACAUUCCCCAAGCUGGACAUACGUUAGUGUAUUUCUAGUAGAAGGUAUAUAGACCCACCAAUCACAAAGUUCACACCUCCAGUGAACAGCGACGGCAAAACAGUUUGUAUAAAUAUCAGAAAAAUCUGCGCGAUAAGUAAGCCAAAUGAGGACGAUAAUUUCUAACUUACAUCCAAUGGUCUGUUCUUCUUAUCGUUCUUAUGUACCUGUCCAAGUCUUUUCAUUGCUUCUUCCCUAUCAUGAUUCCGUUGUUCAGUACCUGCAAAUGAGACUGUACUGCUAUUCGACCGGGCAUCUAUGGGAGAUGGUUGCAGCCAAUAAUUGCUCUGCUGCUCUGUAUUUAUCUGCAUAAGAUAUGAUCGUUGAUUUAUAAAAAGAAGCCAGGCGCUCUG